GUUUACAUUUCAUGAGCGUUUGUUUAAAAAAUUGUGUUUGUUCAAAAAUCACGUUAAACUAGUAAGGAAACAAAGUUAUCCUAUAGUUUAAGCUAAAAUGUCUUCCUUUUUAUGUUUCAUAUGUCAUAGCACAGUCAAUUCUGAUACAAAUGAAGAAAUUAGAGAAAAAUAUAGGGAAGUCAUCGGAAUGAAUCUAUGUUCGGAUUCUCAUUUAUGUCACAUUUGCUGCCACAUCCUAAAUAAACUGGCCUGGUUCAGAUCAAUAUGUCUGAAACGAAGCUUGGAGUAUCCUGUGCUGUUUCGUGAAAAAGGUACAUUAAAUCUACAAAGAACUGACAUAGAUCUACAAAUAUUAUGCACAGAUAAUGAAUGUCAAGAUAUAGAUAAUAAAAAAUAUAUAAACCGUGAUAUCUAUGUUAAUGUUAGUCAGGGCAAUGAAGAAGAAUAUAUAAAACUAGAAGAACAAGGAGAUAUAUCUGUAGAUAAAAGUGAGGAUAAUGUUUGUGAUGACUUUAAUAAUUCAAAUGAUUGCACAGAAGUAGAAGAUGCAGAAAACAACUCACAAGAUAACCAAACGGAAGAUACAAGUAAAAAGAAAUCUAAAAAAUCAAAGAAGAAAGGUUUUGAAAAGAUUGAACUAAGUGUAGAACAGCAGAAAGCGGAAUUAGAAGGGAAUAGAAGAGAAAAGAAGUAUCUAGAAGCUGAAUUUAAAUGUUUUAAUUGCGCUUUGGGAUUUCUCUUCAAAGAUACAUAUCAAGCACAUAUGAUGAGACAUGAAGAGUCUAACGGUGAAUAUCGUUGUACAUUAUGUACUUUGCGGUUCGCAAGCCCCGCGGUGCUGCGCUCGCAUAGAGCACUGCACAGAGAACGGUACCGUUGCUUACGUUGCAAUGUGUUACUGCGGCCGCGGGCCCGCGCGAAACAUGCGCUCUGCACCACUCUUACUGAUUAUGUCGCUUGUCAUCUCUGUGCUAAUCUCUUCAAAGAUGCAAGUGGGUUACAACAGCAUUUAAGGCGAGUACACAGUUCUCGCACCGGGCGGGUGUUCCCCUGCUCCGUGUGUGGGGAGAUCUGUCGCAAUCAGGCUGCCGUUAGGACACAUAUGUUGAAGCAUUUAAAGAAGAAAUUCCCAUGUGAUAUAUGUUCAGCGGUAUACAGCAGCCCCUACACACUGAACCAGCAUAAAAAGAGACAUCAAAUGACAGGGGAGAGACAUUACUGUACAACUUGUGGACUCAGUUACAGCACGAGGAAAAGUUUAUUGGCACAUAGAAGAAAUAGUCUGAAUCACCAACAAACUGUUUUCGAAUGCGGUAAAUGUCCUCGUGUUCUACCUCACAAGAGGGCGCUGGAGUCGCACGAGCGGAGAGCGCACUCCCACACUACUCCCACUAAAACUACCUCCGCGAGACUACCAGUUGAAAGACGCGUUUGUUAUCUCUGCGGGAAGAGUUUUAAGGGCAACAGCAAACUAAAUAGGCAUCUAAAAGAAGUCUGCGAGAAAAGAAUGGAAGAGAAAUCUGUUUGUCUUUAUGAAUAAAGGAAUUUAUAUAACAAUCUACACAAAAGAUCAAAAAAAUAUUUAAAUGUAAAUAAAAGUACAGAUAUCAACAAAAAAUUAUGCCUUUUUAUUGAGUUCAAAGAUUUUAUUAAA
Molecule: messenger RNA, 1654 nt
Organism: Papilio polytes (common Mormon)
Lineage: Eukaryota; Metazoa; Arthropoda; Insecta; Lepidoptera; Papilionidae
Product: zinc finger protein 528-like
Exons: 8
Coding region: 98-1540 (480 amino acids)
Biological process (GO): regulation of transcription by RNA polymerase II
Molecular function (GO): DNA-binding transcription factor activity; RNA polymerase II cis-regulatory region sequence-specific DNA binding
Source: RefSeq, a predicted model, not a curated record